AUGAAGGUGUACAGUGUGCCCACCCACUCCUACAGUACCCGGGCAGCGCCGGGUACUGUGGGUGUGCCCACCCACUCCUACAGUACCCGGGCAGCGCCGGGUACUGUAGGAGUGCCCACCCACUCCUACAGUACCCGGGCAGCGCCGGGUACUGUGGGUGUGCCCACCCACUCCUACAGUACCCGGGCAGCGCCGGGUACUGUGGGUGUGCCCACCCACUCCUACAGUACUCGGGCAGCGCCGGGUACUGUGGGUGUGCCCACCCACUCCUACAGUACUCGGGCAGCGCCGGGUACUGUGGGUGUGCCCACCCACUCCUACAGUACUCGGGCAGCGCCGGGUACUGUGGGUGUGCCCACCCACUCCUACAGUACCCGGGCAGCGCCGGGUACUGUGGGUGUGCCCACCCACUCCUACAGUACCCGGGCAGCGCCGGGUACUGUGGGUGUGCCCACCCACUCCUACAGUACCCGGGCAGCGCCGGGUACUGUGGGUGUGCCCACCCACUCCUACAGUACCCGGGCAGCGCCGGGUACUGUGGGUGUGCCCACCCACCACAGUACCCGGGCGGCGCCGGGUACUGUGGGUGUGCCCACCCACUCCCACAGUACCCGGGCAGCGCCGGGUACUGUGGGUGUGCCCACCCACUCCUACAGUACCCGGGCGGCGCCGGGUACUGUGGGUGUGCCCACCCACUCUUACAGUACCCGGGCAGCGCCGGGUACUGUGGGUGUGCCCACCCACUCCUACAGUACCCGGGCAGCGCCGGGUACUGUGGGUGUUCCCACCCACUCCUACAGUACCCGGGCAGCGCCGGGUACUGUGGGUGUGCCCACCCACUCCUACAGUACCCGGGCAGCGCCGGGUACUGUGGGUGUGCCCACCCACUCCCACAUUACCCGGGCAGCGCCGGGUACUGUGGGUGUGUGCCCACCCACUCCCACAGUACCCGGGCAGCGCCGGGUACUGUGGGUGUGCCCACCCACUCCCACAGUACCCGGGCAGCGCCGGGUACUUGAGGCAGUUCGAUAUUAA
This is a messenger RNA of Procambarus clarkii (red swamp crayfish), 1035 nucleotides long. The record is from RefSeq and is a predicted model, not a curated record. NCBI's taxonomy places the organism in Eukaryota, Metazoa, Arthropoda, Malacostraca, Decapoda, Cambaridae.